Molecule: messenger RNA, 1680 nt
Organism: Labrus mixtus (cuckoo wrasse)
Lineage: Eukaryota; Metazoa; Chordata; Actinopteri; Labriformes; Labridae
Product: E3 ubiquitin-protein ligase TRIM62
Exons: 7
Coding region: 97-1404 (435 amino acids)
Molecular function (GO): protein binding
Source: RefSeq, a predicted model, not a curated record
UGCAGCUUGUAUCAGAACACUCCCUCAGUGCACCUCCAUGCUGCACAUUCUUUACAGCGACACACAACUCAGACGCUGCGUAGAGAGACCUCCGAAAUGGCAGAAAAAGAGGGUGCAGCUGUUGGUAAUGGGAGGUCACCAGCAGCUCAGUCAGCACAGAGCGGUCUUGCGGCGCCCUCUGCAGACUCGUACGGCAUACUGCAGGACCCAUUCAGCUUCACUUCUCUGGAUUCAAACAGCAACAGAACCGUUCAGCCUUUCCCUCGUUCUCCUAAACUGAAGAAGAAGACGGCCAACGCUGGACUGCCCACUCAGGAGCAGAUGAGCAGACGUUUGGACGAGCUGCAGACGGAGAGAUCCAAAACUGCAGCUCACAUCCAGUCUCUGAAGAAACGCAGGGCAGACCUCUCUAGGAGCACAGAGGUGAUGAAGCAGCAGGUCAGAGAGCGCUUCGAGAGCAUGCGUUCUGUCCUCAGUCAGGACGAGCAGACCGUCCUCGACUCUCUGGAGCUGGACCUGAGACAGACCAGGACCAGACUGGACCAGGUCGUGAAGAACUGGGAGCGGCAUCAGGACCAGGUCUCUAAGAACAUCAGCAGCACCCAGAGAGCGCUGAGCGAGAGCGCGGGGCCGGAGGAGGACGGCGAGGAGAAGGGUCAGAACGAGACUCUGAGUCCGAAGAAGCCGGACGCCUCGGAGAAAGAAAUCCGACUGAAUGACGAGAGACUUGAAAAGCUUCUGAAGACGUUAUCGUCGAUCUCCAAACAGCUGAGAGCUCAGCUGCAGAGGAAGACUCUACUGUUAGAUUCUUCUCACAUGGUGAUCGACAGGCAGACCUGCCACAGCAAGAUCGCUGUGACCUCAGAUGGGCGUGGCUUGUCUUUCUCAGGCUCCGCCCCUUCCGCUCCAGAGCACCCGCUGCAGUUUGACAAGGUGUGCUGCGCCCUGAGCGGGACUCCUCUUGCAGCUCCUCAGAGUUACUGGGAAGUCGACGUCUGCUGCAGCUCGGCCUGGGCUGUGGGCGUGGCCUACACCCGCUUGGAGAGGAAGGGGCGGGACAAGGGAGCUAAACUCGGCCGGAACAGGAACUCGUGGUGCGUGGAGCUCCGUGGCGGCAACCUGUCCGCCUGGCACAACGACCGGCAUGUGACGUGUCAGGGAGUCGGGCAGGCGGCGGUGGGAAAGGUGGGCGUGUGGGUGAAUUACGAGAAGGGCCAGCUGGUGUUUUACGACGCAGACAACAUGGUGGUCCUGCAGAGGUUCUCGGCAGCCGUGACGCCCGUGUUCGACAGAGCUCACCAUCAGUUCACCGAGCCUCUGCACGCCGCAGUGCGCUUCCUCAAACCACCGGAGAACCAGAUCUGGCACAACCACCUGGAGCUCUGUCAACUCAACAGCCCCUGACCCUGCGGGACACCGCGAGGUGGACUCUGAAGGUCCCUCUAACCAGGAUGUGUUCAAUCUUCUCUGUCCAUUUACACCCUAACAUCAGCUUUGCCAAGAAUGCUUCAAGCCUAAAAAUAAUCUAAAUGAACCAACCUGAAGUCGAUGUCCAGCAGCAGACUCUUCAUCGGCUCGUUUUUGGGCUCCAGGUUUCUCUGCUUGAUCAGCUCAUGAAGUCUGAAACAAUCACCAACAAUCAUUUAUUAUUAGAAUUUAAUAAAAAUGUUUAUAAACUUA